UACGAGAUGAGACCGGACACAUGAGGAGGGGCAAGGAGGAGGUGGUGGGGGUCUUCUCCGACUUCUACAGCAACCUCUACGCCCCCAAGUCACCCGACCCCGAAGCCGCUGAAAGUUUCCUGUCAGAGAUCUUCGCUGAGACUAUCCGGCAGAAUGGAGAGAUCAGAGGGAUCACCGCACCAGGACCAGAUCGCUACGAGGUCAAGUGCUCGCUCUACAUGGACGACGUGACCGUCUUCUGUGCUGAACAGCGUUCGGUGAGUGCACUCGUCCAGACCUGCGAGAACUUCGGCAGAGCUUCGGGGGCAAAAGUCAACUGCGGGAAGUCGGAAGCCAUUCUCUUCGGGGAAUGGCACCUGGCCUCUUCCGCCCCCUUCCCCUUUACUGUUAAGCCGGACUUCAUUCAAAUUCUUGGAGUCUGGUUCGGGAAGGAAGGAGUGGCCCUUAAGUCUUGGCAAGACCGACUAGGAAAGAUGAACUCUAAGAUCGGACUGUGGAGCUCCAGAAAGCUCUCUGUUGAAGGCAAAGCUCUUGUCCUGCGGAGUGAAGUUUUGCCUGUGCUCCAGUAUACCGCACAGACCUGGCCUCCCCAUACCACCGUUUGCAAGGCCAUCACCCGGACAGUGUUUCGCUUCAUCUGGGGCAAAUUAGACAGAGUCAAGAGGACUGUGAUGUACAAGGUUCCCCGCAAGGGUGGGAAGGGAAUACCCGAUAUCCCCACUCUGCUGAGGGCCUCCUUUGCAUGAGUCAGCGUGCAGCGGACUCUUGUUGAAAAGACUGGCUCAGCAGACAGGUCCAUGUCUUGCUGGUUUCUCAUGCCCCUCUGGAGACAGCUGGGCUGGGACAGGUGGGACAGCUCCAUCCCUUACAACUGGAACGCUCCCUGGUUCUAUGGGGAUGUUGUCCGGUUUGUGAGGGAGCACCAGCUGGAAGGACUGAAACCUGACCUAUGGAAGCCGAAGACAAUUGUGGUGUCCCAGUACCGCAUUUCAUAUGGUACUUAUUUAUCUAUGGGUCCCCAUAGCCAGAGUCCCUAGGACUUAGUAAUCUCUGUUAGUCAGUC
Hyla sarda is the source of this 1063-nucleotide messenger RNA. RefSeq lists its product as uncharacterized. NCBI's taxonomy places the organism in Eukaryota, Metazoa, Chordata, Amphibia, Anura, Hylidae. The record is from RefSeq and is a predicted model, not a curated record. The transcript is spliced from 2 exons. Bases 21 to 746 code for a protein of 241 amino acids.